Molecule: messenger RNA, 1224 nt
Organism: Parathielavia appendiculata
Lineage: Eukaryota; Fungi; Ascomycota; Sordariomycetes; Sordariales; Chaetomiaceae
Exons: 3
Coding region: 1-1224 (407 amino acids)
Molecular function (GO): DNA binding
Source: RefSeq, a predicted model, not a curated record
AUGGCGCUCGCGAACCUCAGCUACUGCGCCGCACACUCGUUUGUCAUGAUCAAGUCGGACACCACCCUAAUCCACCAGGAAGAUCUUGCCGAGACGCAACGUCUGAAGGCAGAAAGGGAGCGGAAGCCGAAGAAGCGAAAGAGGGAGGAGAGCCGCUCGUUGUCGUCGACCACUGGGGUAGAAGCCGCCGAUGUAAUUGUCGUCGGCGGGGGUUCGGCUCAAGAUCCAGAUCAAGACAAUGACCCGGCUUUGAUGUUAGAGUCGGAGUCGGAGCCGGAUCGCGAUGACCCCGGUCCGGAUUCGGCUAGCGGUACCUCCUUUGCGCUUAAGCUACAGUACAGCACUGUACGGCUCUACUCCAGCGCCAUUAUCAACCUCUAUGCGCAACAAAAGACGAGAGGCGAGAACCCUGCUCUACAUCCUAACGGUCUCGCAAAGCAGGCGCUUAUGUGGCAUAUCCUCUGUGAAGCUGCUUGCCGUAGCCGUAAGGAGUGGGUGGACCGGAUCCUGAACACGAUCAAGGAUGGGUAUUCGCCGGCGAAGAUCCCCGAGCACACAGCGGCGGCCUGGCGAUUUGGCGACGUAAACAGCGGCUUCCAGACAAACGUCGACUUCCUUUUUGGCAACCACAUGCUCCUACGGUCGAGCAACAGGCUGUCUCUGGAGCUGGCCGACUGCUUUUGCCUGGUUUUGCCGAAAAAGGGUAUCAAAAUGGAGGCAGGGAGUGUCCCGACUAAGGCCUUCGUCGUCCUUAUGAACCAAAGUAAGACGAAUCAACAUGGCCGCCAGGCGAGGGAGGCUGCGCAAGAGAGCUUUGAAGACGACCGCGGCACGGCUAUUGAGAAGGUGAUCCCGGAGGUCUCGGAGAAGCUCAGAACCCUGACAGCUCAACAGCUCACCGUCGAGAAGGCGGUAGAAAGACGGCAUUUCGAGCUCGUACUGGAGGUAAAACAGUUGAAGGCCCAAGUAGCCGAUAUGAGUCGGAUGGAAUACCAAGUCGUCACCACCUUCACCCCGGGGGGGCGGCUACACCGUACCGAGCAGUUUGCACGCCGGCAGGGCUACGACUUCUCCCUAUCAUCACCGCCCGAGCCACUACGCCGGACACCAGCAACGGUGUUGGCCGGACCCCCGCUUACAGCGACGGCGAUCUCUAGGCCAGACUAUGGCUCAGUGCUGCCCACAAGGCAAAUCAAGUCAAAUCGGCACACCGACUUGCUUUGA